UAAAUGCAAUGAUCUCCAACAGGGAAUGUCCCAAGGUUUGAGAUACAGACCUCUGGAAGAAUGCAAGGUGAUGUUACGUGAAGCACAAAUACAGCUUUAAAUAGCAAGAAGGAACGCGGGAGAGCAGUAGGCCUUUUCAAGCUUUCAAAUUACAGCAAAUGGAAGGGUCAAAAGGGUAUCUUUUAACGCCCAUGAGGGCCCCUCCCCUUUUUAUUUUAAUUGAGGUUUAAUUUACAUGCUAACGCAGGCCUCAAACUUGGGGUCACUGUCAGGCAACAGUAUCUGGCAAGAAUUGAAUGUCUUUGUUUUAUUGUCAUUGUAUUUUGGCCUCGGUCUACAUAUGGCAAGUGAGAGAUAAAGAGUUUAUUAGAUACAUUUAUUUAAAUUAGAAAAAUAAGAAAAAACAUCAAAGAAGCAAUUUUCUAGAUAAUACAGGAGAUGACAAAACUGGUGUGGAUGGUUGGGGGGAGGCUAAGGGCCGGGUACCCUGGUCAGAUGUCCAGCUCUGAACCCGGAGGAGGCCGAAGGGGCUGGGCAGGAAGGCGGCAAAUCCCUGGGAGCAGGAAGCUGCAGCAAUCAGGGAAGACCCUGCUACCCUGGAAGUGCCUCAUGUCCCGUGGGGGCUGGGUGGACACACACAUAAGAGCUCCAGGCCAGCCAGCUGCUAGGGCCACUCGCCCACCACUGCCCGCGAACCAUGCUCUCCGCCACUCUGCUGGCCCUGGCCCUGGCCCUGCUGGGCAGUGCCCAUGCCAGCCCCAAAGGCACCUCCUAUGAAGCGGGCAUCGUGUGCCGUAUUACCAAGCCUGCCACCCUGGUUUUGAACCAGGAGACCACCAAGGUGAUCCAGACGGCCUUCCAGCGAGCCAGCUACCCAGACAUCAAAGGCGAGAAGGCCAUGAUGUUCCUUGGCCAAGUCAAGUACGGUCUGCACAACAUCCAGAUCAGCCACGUGUCCAUUGCCAGCAGCCAGGUCGAGCUGGUGGAAGGCAAGUCCAUCGACAUCUCCAUCCAGAAUGUGUCUGUGAUCUUUAAGGGGACUCUGAACUAUGGCUACACCGGUGCCUGGGGGUUGGGCGUUGAUCAGUCUGUAGACUUCGAGAUCGACUCCUCCGUUGAUCUCCAGAUCAACACGGAGCUGACCUGUGACUCUGGUCGUGUGCAGGCUGAUGCCCUUGACUGCUAUCUGUCUUUCCACAAGCUGCUCCUGCAUCUCCACGGGGAACGUGAGCCUGGGUGGAUCAAGUAUCUGUUCACAAACUUUAUCUCCUUCACCCUGAAGCUGGUCCUGAAGGGACAGGUCUGCAAAGAGAUCAACGUCAUCACCAACACCAUGGCGAACUUUGUCCAGAGAAGGGCUGCUGACUUCAUCUCGGGCACAGACAUCCAGGUGGACAUUUCCCUGACAGGAUCACCUGUCAUCAAAGCCACCUACCUGGAGUCUCAUCACAAGGCAAUGCUGGAGACCCAGGGCCUCAACACCAAUCAAGAUGUCUUUCAGAAGCUUUUUGGUGGCUUCUCUACCAGCCAGGCCCAAGUCACCGUCCACUGCCUCAAGAUGCCCAAAAUCUCCUGUCGACACCGGGGCAUUAUGGUCAAUUCUUCUGUGAUGGUGAAAUUCUUCGUUCCACACACAGGCAGGGAACUCUUUGUGGCUUACUCUUUUGAAGAGGACACCAUCGCCACUCUCCAGGCCUCCUAUUCCAAGAAGAAGCUCUUUCUAAGCCUCUUGGAUUUUCAGAUUAAACCAAAGACUGUUUCCAACUCGACUGAGAGCUCCGAGUCCAUCCAGAGCUUCCUGAGGUCGAUGAUCACCACAGUGGGCAUCCCUGAAGUCAUGUCUCGGCUCGAGGUGAUGCUUACAGCCUUCAUGAACAGCAAAGGCCUGGACCUCUUCGAAAUCAUCAACCCUGAGAUUAUCACUCGGGAUGGCUACCUGCUGCUUCAGAUGGACUUUGGCUUCCCUGAGCACCUACUGGUAGAUUUUCUCCAACACUUGACCUAGAAGGCUCCCAAGAGGUUGGAAUGGAGCUCAAAGCAGAAGGCACUCCAGCUUGGCUCCACUCCAUCAGACUCACAGCUGGAAUGCUGGAGUCUCUGUCCAGGGUGGCUGGGCCAGGGAGGGGGUGGAGAGAUGGAGACUGGGUUCCAACCUCUUCUUGUCAGGAAGGCCUCUUGGCAUUAAAGGGCUGUAUUGGAAGCUGGGGGAAUACUUCUUCUGUGGCUGGAGGAUAUGAGGGUGGGGAAGGAGAAGAUAAGCAUGUCUCAUGGGUCCUUCCCCCUUUGCUGGACACAUUUGUUGUGCCUCAUCCCUGGCAGUCCCCCCUCCUUUCAGCGCCCCCUCCCAAUUCU
Messenger RNA from Loxodonta africana (African savanna elephant), 2352 nucleotides. It is a transcript of the gene CETP, whose product is annotated as cholesteryl ester transfer protein. Lineage: Eukaryota; Metazoa; Chordata; Mammalia; Proboscidea; Elephantidae. The transcript has 15 exons. Gene Ontology annotation, cellular component: high-density lipoprotein particle. Gene Ontology annotation, biological process: triglyceride transport; very-low-density lipoprotein particle remodeling; cholesterol homeostasis. Gene Ontology annotation, molecular function: triglyceride binding; cholesterol transfer activity; cholesterol binding. The record is from RefSeq and is a predicted model, not a curated record. Bases 698 to 2005 code for a protein of 435 amino acids.